AUGGAGACUCCAAAGACAAUCGCCAGUGUUGACAUCGACGAAGAAUUAUCUUGCACUGUCCUCGAUAUGAGAAAUGUAUGGGGACGAAGAGAAGACACAAUAGAUUUAGAAGAGAAGGAAAAACGAAGUGAAAUGAACCAGAUGUGUGGAUUACAUACGAGAAAGUACUCAACCUACCCACAGGGUCACUAUCAUACUCCGCAAGCUAUACCCAUCGGCUCAUCACUUCAUCCGCAAGGGAUGUUUGUCCCAAACCGAGUCAAACCAGAAACUAAAGAUUUCGUAAAUGACAUCGAGGAUUCGGAGUCGAGAAGGGAAUGGAACAGGGACGUAGGUUCAAAGAAAGAAUGGAAUACGCCAAGAGCUCAACAGCUGGCGCGUUGUUUUGUGUGCGUAAAGGGAAACGUUACAUUGCUGCCUUGUGGGCACCGAAUGUGUGAACAAUGUGUGCAUGAGUUGAGAUCACGGACAGUGAAAUCUUCAUACAAGACUUUCUCAGCGUGUCCUUACUGUGGAAAUCCCGUCAAGGAAUUCCAAAAUUCCAGAAAGCAACAACAAACUCCUAAGGCGUCAUCAUUGGCGUAUUUGACACCGCCUUCUUCUUGCGAAAAAUCCAAAGAAACAGUUCCAUCCUCUGAUCUUCUGUCAACACCAACACCCAUUCGUCGUUCUACUACAGCUUUCGUCACUCCCUCCAGUGACGUGUCUACUUCCGAUAUGAUCCUUCCAAACUAUUCUCGAUCAAAUACGAUCGCGAAAGAGGUCAAUGCGACUAAUAAGCAUCCGAUAUCAAGUGUUCCUACAUCGGCAACAGCGACCGCGACAACACAAAAUACUUCUCACACACCACAGAAGUCGCAACAAACUGCAUUUAUAGAAUUAAGCAAAUUAGCGCCUAGAUACGACUGGCCUGUGGUUAAAAUCAGUAACAUACCUUGGGACAUUUCAUUGAGAGAUAUCAAGGGUUUCUUUUCGACGUUCAAACUGCCCGAUUCGUCGACGUAUGCACAAAGCAUUCAUGUUAUCAUGGACAGAAACACGGGCAAGACCCAUGCAGAAGCUUACAUCGAAUUCCUAAACCAGCAUGAAGCACAACUGGCUGUCUCAACCCGAAACCUUAAGCCCCUCAAAGGUCGAUUGGUAUCGCUUCAUCAUUCGUCCCAGGCAGAACUUAUGAGGGCUACAUUCCCGAAAUGGAAGGGAAAGUUCUCGGGAUGUGAUGCUGUCGUUACAGAAGAGAUGCUUGAUGGAAAGCAGACGGUACCGAACGUGCCCCUCAUCACGAGAGAUGAAAUUUAUAGUCUAUUGGUUGUUUGUAAGAAUUACAAGCUUCACUAUUCGCGAAAAUGCGCCGAAAGACCAUUUGAGAAUAUUAUCAGCAUAUUGACAAAGUUCCCAUUCCAUCAAGGAGACUUGUACACAACUUUGCAACGAGAUCUACUAUUCGAGACGUUAAAACUUGCAAUCGAAUCGUUAAAAAUACAUAUGAGUAAAGAAUAUCAUCGGAUUGAAGACACAUUGCUCGAACGAAUGCUUCGUGCCGGGAUACUUACACCCGUAUUUACCGAACGGCAGAAAUUGAUGAUUGUUCAUGUGGCCGGACUGCAACUUCCGGCUGAUCUUGAAGAUAAGAUUUGUCCAUUCAAAAAGAAUGAUCCAUCGGACGAUCAGCAAACCGAAGAAGAGAAGGAUCAGAAACAAGAGCUGACUCAUGAACAGAAGGGAGAAGAACAAAAACAGGAGGAGAGUCUGAGUAAGAGCAAGAACCAGGAGCAAGAACACGAACAAUCCCCGAAUCGAAAGGCGGAAGAAAACCAGGAGUAUCAGUCACAAUUCUCGCCUUCCCUUCCGAGUUUACAUCUCACAUCUUCAGCUGUGGAAUUCCCCGUAGCAGAUAAUGGGAACAGAAAUAAUGGCCAUGAGAACAACGACAAUAUCGUUGACAAUACUUCGUUCUUCACGACAUCGUUCCGUCCACCAAUGCUAAAUUUUGUGGAUCAGGCACAGGAGUACAGAGAAUUUGAUCCAUUUGGAGGUAAAAUGGUGGCCAACAUGGAUGGUGGGUUUGAUAUAGAAGAAAGAGGACCCCAACCCAAAUACGAACUAUUCAACUCCAAAUUUCAAUCCUACGCACCAUUCGCACCUAUCCAUUCUGUUUAUCCGUCUUGUCAUACCCAACUGCAAAAUCCUCCUCAACCAAUACCCAGUCUCCCGUCGCCACCCCUUCCAUUACAAACCCGUCCAUGCGCGCCAUUCUCAACGUUUGUUCCGUUCGAUCCAUUCAGAUCUGAUUUGUUUAGGUUUAAUCGCGAAGAGGGAGUAAAGAAUUUGAAUGCAGAGAGACCACUUCCUUCGGUUCUUCCAGCAAUUCCCAAUUGUGACAACCCCUUCCUUGUUACUCCUUCACCAAACACCUAUGCAAAUGCAACUUACAAUCCCCGCUUCAAUUCAUUCUAA
Paraglomus occultum is the source of this 2457-nucleotide messenger RNA. The record is from the annotation of a GenBank genome assembly. Lineage: Eukaryota; Fungi; Glomeromycota; Glomeromycetes; Paraglomerales; Paraglomeraceae.